This is a messenger RNA of Pangasianodon hypophthalmus (striped catfish), 2036 nucleotides long. Its product is annotated as microfibril-associated glycoprotein 4-like. NCBI's taxonomy places the organism in Eukaryota, Metazoa, Chordata, Actinopteri, Siluriformes, Pangasiidae. Gene Ontology annotation, biological process: elastic fiber assembly. The record is from RefSeq and is a predicted model, not a curated record. Bases 336 to 1073 code for a protein of 245 amino acids. The transcript is spliced from 5 exons.
CUAACCUGAAUAAAACAUAUCACACAAAGCUACUUCCUGCUCAAAUACAGGAUAAUUGGCUGCUUCAGAAUGACUCCAUGGCCUGGGGAUCAUGUAUGUGUUUGUUCUGGAGAACUGGUUUCAUCCAGCUUUCCAAAAACCUGCUGUCUGUCGAGUACUGGUGUUUUUGUCUGCCGAUGUUUCCGGACAGAAUCUGCUCUCAAGGUGAUAUUGAUAUGGAUAUUGAAUGGAUGUAUUUUUAUUUAUCAAGCACGGAGGUGGGAGGAUAUAAAAGGUGAAACACAGAGGUGAACUUCCUCAGUCUGUUAUUUACCUGGUGACAACGUUUAGCACAGAUGUAUAUGUUAUUGUCUCUAACGCUUCCCCUGCUGGUGCUGUCCCAUCCUAUUAACCAGAGUUUCCUGCCGCUGGACUGUCAGGACAUUUUCAAUAAUGGUUCCGUCCACAGCGGAGUUUACAACAUCUACCCUGGAGGAUCCAAGAGCCCAUUGCAGGUGUACUGUGAUAUGGGCUGUGCUGAAAAUAACAGCCACCAGGAAGAGAAAUGGACGGUCAUUCAGAGGAGAAUGGAUGGCACUGUGAAUUUCUACCGGCCAUGGGAUGCGUACAAACAUGGCUUUGGAGACAGAAAUGGCGAAUAUUGGCUAGGUCUUGAGAACAUAUUUCAAAUCACAUGGAGAGAGAAGCAUGAGCUGAGGGUGGACCUUGAAGAUUUUGAGCAAGGAAAAGUCUACUGCAGAUACUCUUCGUUCUACAUCGAUUCUGAGUUGGAGAAUUACAAGCUACACAUCAGUGGAUACAUCGAUGGAGGUGCAGGAGACUCUUUGACAUAUCACAACGGGAAACAGUUUGCAACUUUCGACAAAGACAUCAACAACUGUGCAAAGACAUAUGAAGGAGGAUUUUGGUUUGACGGCUGCCACCAUACCAACCCCAAUGGUGUGUACAAAUGGGGACGUGGGGUAGCUGCGUAUACAGGUGUUCACUGGCACCACUGGAAAGGUGACUACUACUCACUAAAGUCUAUAGUGAUGAAGAUGAGACGUGUGUUUUUACCAGAAACUAAACAAUAACUCCAGCAGCUUGAGCUGAGAUUCACGAUUCUGAAUGUAUUCUUCAGCUAUAUGUAUACACAAUCAAAACCUAGUUAUAGAAAAUGUCUGGUUUAAGAUUGUAGAUGAGAUGAUUGUACACCACAAAGCACGAAAAGUGAUUCCAGUGAUGUCUAAUAAAUUAAUUAAAUUAAUAUUUAAUUAACUGAUGGUGUGAUGUUUCAUUUCACAAUUACAAUAAACAAAUAAACGUCAACAAACGUGCCAGCGAUGUAGUCCAGAUAAGAGUAGAGUAUGAGCAAGUUUUGGUUGAGUGUAGAAGAAUAACUACACUCGCAGUGUGGAAAGGUGACUGAGUUAGUAAGAUAAAGUUAGUUAGUUAGUUAGUUAGUUAGUUAGCUAGGCUGCAGAUGUCUAACCGUGUACACUUUAAGGAAGCUAGCCAAUGUUAGCAAGUGAACGUCAACAUCGUGUGCGUGAGUUACACGUCCAAGCAGCUGGAUAUAAAAGAAGAAAAGUAAGGGACCUUAAACAGAACCUUGUGGUACACUGUGUUUUACUUUUUAAACUCUAUUUUAAAGAAUUUCAAAGAUUUAUGCACAAUAAGAUCUAAACGACGCACGAACAUGUGUGUCUAACAUAAAGUGUCUUUAAACAUGUCCAGUUGGUCAGUACUAGUGCUGUGGCAGUGUCGUGAUUGGUCACGGUGGAUGAUCUGACGGUUAUCUCACAUUUGUCCUUUUACAGAUUUAAAUUAUUUUCAGUCGUUUUUUUUUUUAGUUCUUUACUCUGGUGGUUCUCGUCCCGUUUGUGUCUGGGCUGCAACUCCCCAAAAACGUAGGUUGGUUCUCAGAACUAUCUUUCUAAAAACAAAGAGCAAUUUAUUCUUUUUGUUUCCUUUUGCUUUUUGUUGUAUACACAAAGAUGUGCAAAGAAACAUUUGUACCAGGAUUUUAUAAUACAAUUUUUCCUUCUACUUUCACC